This is a messenger RNA of Ilex paraguariensis (yerba mate), 1185 nucleotides long. The record is from the annotation of a GenBank genome assembly. Lineage: Eukaryota; Viridiplantae; Streptophyta; Magnoliopsida; Aquifoliales; Aquifoliaceae.
AUGAUGGGAAGAUGCUCAAUUUCAUCGUCGUCGAAUACGAAUGAGGUUAACUUGUUCAAGAGCUUGACGGGUAUCCAACAACUUGUAGAAACUCGUCAAUUCAAGGCAUGGUUCUUAGAUCAAUUUGGAGUCCUUCACGAUGGGAAACAACCGUACCCGGGUGCAAUUUCAACAUUAGAAAAGCUGGCAACCAGUGGUGCCAAGAUGGUGAUUAUUAGUAAUUCCUCAAGACGCGCAUCAACAACCAUGGAAAAACUGAAGAGCCUUGGAUUUGACCCCUCUCUCUUUGUGGGAGCCAUCACUAGUGGAGAAUUGACAUAUCAGCACCUUCAGAGGAGAGAAGAUGAUUGGUUUGAAAAAUUAGGAAGUUGUUGCAUUCACAUGACCUGGAAUGACCGGGGUGCUGUAUCACUGGAGGGCCUAGGGUUACGAGUCGUGGAGUAUGUUGAAGAAGCUGAGUUUGUUUUGGCCCAUGGAACUGAAGCUUUGGGGCUUUCUUCUGGUGCUGCAGUUCCCAUGAAACUUGAGGAUCUUGAAAAAAUAUUAGAGCAAUGCGCAGCUAAAAGAAUCCCUAUGGUGGUAGCUAAUCCUGAUUUUGUGACUGUUGAGGCUAGAGCGCUGCGUGUCAUGCCGGUAUUGAAGUUAUUCAGACUGAUGUUUAGCUUUAUGAAUUUCUUGAUAUGCACCUCUCCAGUGAUUAAAAAAAGUUCCAUGAUUGAACUUAUAGUCAUAUUGUGGCAUAUUUAUCUUGGAUAUCCAUUCACCAACUUAAACACUUCAUUCUUGCCCUUCUUCACCAUCUCCCCUGUACAUCCUCCUCCUGUCUCCUCUCUCUGUGUGGCUUACGUACUGGUCCUUUUUUUAGGUACACUGGCAGCGACAUAUGAGAAACUGGGUGGUGAAGUAAAAUGGAUGGGCAAACCUGAUAAGAUCAUAUAUAAAUCAGCUAUGGCGAUGGUUGAUGAGGAGGCUUCUGAUUGUAUAGCUGUGGGAGACUCUCUCCACCAUGACAUAAAGGGUGCUAAUGCUGCUCAAAUCUGCUCGGCGUUUAUCACUGGUGGGAUCCAUGCAACUGAACUUGGUCUUGGUAAAUUUGGAGAAGUUGCAGAUCAAUCUUCUGCUCAUGCUCUUUCAAAGAAGUAUGAUGCUUAUCCAUCAUACAUAUUGCCCUCAUUCACAUGGUAA